CCACUUAAAGUCGUGAAAAUUAGGCAAUAUUAUUUCUACAAAGAAAAAAAAAAGAAAAGAAAAGAAGAUGCAUUGAAUGAUCAUAAAUAAUUCAAUAAAAUUCAGGAAGAAACAAACAUCAAAAGAGAGCUUAUAUGUUACAACACAAUCAGUUGAAAUUCGCAUUGAUUUAGCAACCCUUGAAAAACAGCUUAGAAUUCCACGACAAAAACAUGGGAGCUUCGAUCGUAGCUAUAUUUUUCCUCGUCGUCGCCGUCGUCCACGUGUACGCCUCCGAGAGGCCCGAUGAUAUCUACCGCAAGAGCCUUCGCCUGCACCAAAUGCAGGGAAUCAAAGCCGCAUUUCCCAAACGCGACUAUUCGUCUAUGGAGAUGCGUAGUAGUCUUCAAGGAGCGGCGCCUCCGCCACCUUCGGGGCCUAUUGUGUAUCACGUGACAAGUUAUGGGGCGGAUCCGACGGGCCGGAACGACAGCACGGACGCUGUGCUCAAGGCGAUCACGGACGCCCUCAACGGCACUGGGAAAGGGGACUUGUUUGAGGGCAUCGUCAAUCUUGGAGGAGCUCGUGUUGAUCUCGAUGGUGGAAAUUAUUUGAUUAGUCGCCCCCUCUUGUUUCCCGUUUCAGGCAGAGGGAACUUAGCUAUUCACGGGGGCUCACUCACGGCAUCAAACAACUUCUCAAACGACGGCUAUUUACUCGACCUAUCAUCUCCCUCAAAUUCCACAUACAACUACGAGUUCAUAACCCUACGCGACCUCCUCCUCGACUCCAACUACCGAGGCGGCGGAAUCCGGAUAACAAACUCCCUCCGCACAACCAUCGACAACUGCUACGUCACUCGCUUCAACACCACCGGGAUCCUCGUCCAGGGCGGCCACGAGACCUACAUCCGCACCUCCUACCUCGGCCAGCACGUCACCGCCGGCGGCGACUCCGGCGAGCGGUCCUUCUCCGGCACGGCGAUCAUCCUCGCCGGAAACGACAACACCGUCUCCGACGUCGUGAUCUUCUCCGCGCAGACCGGGAUCCUCGUCACCGGCCAGGCGAACCUCAUCUCCGGCGUCCACUGCUACAACAAGGCCGCCGGAUUCGGCGGCGUCGGGAUCCACCUCCGCCUCCCCGGCCUCACGCAGACGCGGAUCGUCGAUUCGUACAUGGAUUACACCGGAAUCGUCGCCGAGGAUCCGGUGCAGCUCACCGUCGCCAACACCUUCUUCCUCGGCGAUGCCUUUAUUCUGUUUAAAUCGGUGAAAGGAGUGAUGAGCGGCGUGAAUGUCGUCGAUAAUAUGUUCGCCGGCGGCGAUAGGGGGAUCGAGAUCGUGCAAUUGGAGGGGAAUUUCGGGGAAGUGGAUCAGGUGGCGGUGGAUCGGAACGCGGUGAAGGGGAUGGCGGUGAAGACGACGGUGGCGAGGGCGAGCGUGGAGGGCGAGGGGCCGUCGUGGACGGCGGAUUUGGGGGCGGCGCUGAUUUUCCCCAAUUUGAUUAAGCAGGUGCAGUAUACGUUUAUCAGCGAUGCGGCGUCGUUUCCGAGGCAUUUUGUGAGGAAUGUUUCGGAUAAUAAAGUUGUGAUUCAGUCCGACGUGGCGGUGCCGGCGAGGGUCUACGUCACGGCGGAUCAAGGCGGUAUACCGAACUGCGGUACGACAUACAAAUCGGAACAGAGCAGCGGCAGAGUGUUUUACCCUAUCGGCUACGGCGCGGACCCCACCGGGGCGCAAGAUAGCUCCGCCGCCGCGAAGCUACAAAAUGGGGUGAAUUUGUUGCCCGGAAUCAGCGAUUUGGGCGGCGCAGUUAUUGAUUUACAAGGCGACAGCUUCCUCAUUAACACUCCUAUCAGAUUCCCACUAGCCAUUGGCAAUAUUGUUUACUGUUAA
Messenger RNA from Salvia hispanica, 1874 nucleotides. Lineage: Eukaryota; Viridiplantae; Streptophyta; Magnoliopsida; Lamiales; Lamiaceae. The record is from RefSeq and is a predicted model, not a curated record.